AUGUCUUCUCGCUCCGCCACCCCUGCCUCGACGCCUUUGCUCGUCAACCGCCGCCUCGCCUCCUUGCUCGUGGUUCUCGAGGCUCUGCCAACCGCCGACGCCGCGCUCGACGUGGUCAAAGAGUGGGCGCAAGAUUUGUCGCCGCUCGUCCUCGCCUAUCGCAAGGCCCUAGGCGCCAUCCGCAACGAGGAGACGGAGUUGCGCGUUGCCGCCGCCGUCAAACAGCUCGCUGAGCGGGCGUUGGAGUCGUGGGUCGAGUGGGCGCGUGGCGACUGGCCCAAACUCGCGACCGCCAUCGACGCCGAGAAGCGUCUCGCCGAGGAGGAAGCACGACACGUCGAAGAGGCCGCAAAGCGUGUGAAGGCCGCCGAGGACCGUCGCCUCGAAGACAAACGGCGUCGAAAGGAUGAAGAGGACCGUUGGAGGCAGGCUGCCAAAGACGAGCAUUGUGCACAAGAGGCUGCUGACGAGGAGUUGGCAAAGAUUGCGGCCGCCGAGGGACUUCUUGACAAGGGGAAAGGGUGCGCGAGAGUCGACGAGGAGGUCGCCGAGUUGUCGGAUGACCCUUCGCUUAAGACUCCUCGGACGGUCGAUCGCCUGUUCGCGAUGACAGAGCUCGACAUGGCCGCUGCUGCGCUUGUGAAGCGCCAGGCUGGACAGAAGUGUGAUCGUUGCGCCGGCUACCGCUCAGCCCCGGUCGAAUGCGUGUGGGUCGAGAACACUAUGACCUGCGAGAGGUGCGUGCAGUUCCAACAGGGCUGCUACUUCGACAAGGUAUCCGUGCUUGGGAAGACGAAGAAAACGCGCGGCGGGGGUUCAACCACAAAAAAGCGCAUUCGGCCGACCUCUUCUGUGCCUUCGGCCGUGGAUUCGAGUGGUUCGAAGAAGCGUCACGUCGACGAGCCUCCACGCCCCCUGUUACAACUGCCUCUCAAUGGGGCCAGCCGCCUUGGCCUUGAACAGGACGACCUCGACGUGCUUGACCUCGACGACGAAUCUUGGGGGAUCAUUCAUGUCAUCCGCGAGGAGCGUGCUCAUAUCGCUCGCCAUCGAGCGCUCCUCCACAACAUGGACCUCGACCUCCAGAAGAUGGAGAAGGCCGUGCUUGCGAAGGGAGGAAUCGGGUUUGUGUGCGGGGCUGUCGACAAUGACUAG
Messenger RNA from Postia placenta MAD-698-R-SB12, 1155 nucleotides. RefSeq lists its product as hypothetical. The transcript has 6 exons. Bases 1 to 1155 code for a protein of 384 amino acids. NCBI's taxonomy places the organism in Eukaryota, Fungi, Basidiomycota, Agaricomycetes, Polyporales, Adustoporiaceae. The record is from RefSeq and is a predicted model, not a curated record.